This is a messenger RNA of Zymoseptoria tritici IPO323, 1657 nucleotides long. RefSeq lists its product as uncharacterized. Lineage: Eukaryota; Fungi; Ascomycota; Dothideomycetes; Mycosphaerellales; Mycosphaerellaceae. The record is from RefSeq and is a predicted model, not a curated record. Bases 72 to 1577 code for a protein of 501 amino acids. The transcript is spliced from 4 exons. Gene Ontology annotation, molecular function: succinate-semialdehyde dehydrogenase (NAD+) activity.
CACUUCCCUUUUGAUCACCAUCAACUUGGCGAGACAGCAAAGAGAAGAGAUACUGCAUAACAUCAUUGACAAUGGCACCACAACUCCCUUUUACGCUCAAAAACCCGGACCUUUUCCGCGAGCAGUCUCUUGUAGGAGGCAACUGGAUCGAGUCCAAGACCGGCAACCGCUUCGAUGUCGUCGAUCCGGGCAACGGCAAAGUUUGGGCCACAGCUCCAGAUAUGGGACCGGAUGAUGUCGACGCCGCAGUCAAAGCCGCCCACGCCGCUUUCCAAGACUACAAGAAGGUCAACCCCAGGCAGCGCGCCCAAUGGAUGCUGAAGUGGGACCAGCUCAUUCGCGACAACCGGGACGAUCUCGCUCAAAUCGUGACCUACGAGUGUGGAAAGCCUCUCGCGGAGUCUCAAGGCGAGCUGGACUAUGCUCUCGGUUUCACCUGGUGGUUCGCCGGCGAGGCUGAGCGUGUGCAAGGCACGGUCCAGACGCCCGCGGCUCCCAACAGGCGUGUAUUCACAGUCAAGCAGCCAAUCGGUGUGGCGGUUGCUUUGGUGCCGUGGAACUUUCCCAUUGCGAUGAUUCUGCGAAAGGCAGGUGCUGCCUUGGCAGCCGGAUGCACGAUGAUCGUCAAGCCCAGUCCCGAGACUCCGUUCUCCGUCGCCGCUCUCGCAUACCUCGCCGAGCAGGCCGGAUUCCCCAAGGGCGUCUUCAGUGUCAUGCCGACUAGCUUGGAUACCACUCCUGCUUUGAGCGAGGCUCUCUGCAGACAUCCUUUGACCAAGAAGGUCACGUUCACUGGCAGCACCCGAGUCGGCAAGCUUGUUGCGAAGAUCUGCUCGGAUGGACUGAAGAAGUGCACCCUCGAGCUGGGAGGCAACUGCCCAUUCUUGGUCUUUGACGAUGCCGAUCUCGAAGCCGCGGCGACUCAACUCAUGGCCCUCAAAUGGCGCCACGCCGGGCAAGCCUGCAUCACCGCCAACCGUGUCUUCGUACAGAAGGGAGUCUACGACAAAUUCGCCGAAAUUCUCUCCCAGAAGACUGCGAAGCUCGUCGUUGGCCACGGCUCAAAGGAAGGCGUCACAAUGGGACCCGUCACGACCGACCGCUCGAUCGGCAAGGCAGAGGCUCAAGUCGCCGACGCGGAGAAGCAAGGAGGCAAAGUUAUUCUUGGUGGCCAUAAAUUAAUGGGCAAGGAAGGAUAUGGGGACGGCUACUUCUUUGAGCCGACGUUGAUCACUCAAGCCAAUGACAAGAUGCUCAUCGCACAGGAGGAGACAUUCGCGCCAGUCCUGGCGCUGUUCGAGUUCGAUACCGAGGACGAGGCCGUCAAGCGUGCAAACGACACCAGUAUGGGUUUGGCGUCGUACUUCUUCACGAAGAGUGUUGACCGCACAUGGAGACUGCUGGAGAACCUCGAGGCCGGCAUGAUUGGCAUGAACACCGGCAACGCCUCCGCCGCAGAGUCACCUUUCGGAGGCAUCAAGGAGUCCGGCUACGGCAAGGAGUCUGGCAAAGACGUUGCUAUCCAGGAGUACAUGAUCACCAAGACUGGCACACUCACGAUCGAUGGGCAAUAUUAGGUGGUCUGAAAUGGGAGGAUUGGAGGAGGACGGGAUUUAUUGAUGUAGUCGAUCAAAAUGGGAAGUGUACAUUUGUUCUG